AUGUUAGAGGAUUUUUUGACUGCUAAUUUGAUCAUUAACUCUUUUAAAAUGUGCUAUUUGAGAUAUAAUUGUAGUAAAACUAAAAUUUUAGAAAUAUUAGCCGGAAGAUUUAUUAAAAAAAAGAAAACAAAAGACGAGCAGAAUAAAAUGAGCGUAGAGAAAGAAACUUCAAAAAAUCGGAAACAUAAAGAAGAGAGUAAAUCAAUUGCUUCAAAGUAUACCAAUCAUCGAAAGCUAAUUUGCAUGCGAUCUGGUCGAUCACAACCAAUAAUAGCUUCUGCUAUUCCAUUAUCAGUUCGUAUUGCUACUCUAAAAUUGCAACGAUCAUAUUCACUUAUUUUAUUUGGAAUAACUAAUGCUGAAACAGUUGAUCAAAUAUUUCCAAAUUGGUUUAACCGAUCAUUUGUUGGAAAUAGCGAUGACAUUGCUUAUCGACCCUAUGAUUUAAAUAUGCCAUCGUCAUUAUUAAGACGACCAAUUGCGCAUUAUCAGUUUGAUUCACCAAUUACUGAGCAUGGCAAAAUAUGCGCUGCAUUAAUUGGACGAGGCAUUUUGCAUGCUAAUUAUCAACCAAAAAUUAUAUUUACAUCACCUGAGCUAAGGUGUAUUCAAACAGCACAUUCAAUUCAACGUUCAUUGCAAAUUCAAAAUUGGUGUAUUUGUGUUGAACCGUCAUUAGCUGAAUUUACAGCCUUUCGAGAUGAGAGCCAAAAAUAUUGGCUAACAAUUGCACAGUUACAAAAACAAGGCAUACUUUCAACUGAUCAAAUUUAUACGCCAUUAUUAAAAGUUGAUGAACUUUCAAAAAAUGAAACACCACAAGAAUUUAUUCAUAGGUUACAACGAUUUUACGAACAUAUCAUUGUAAAUUUUAAAGAUAGAUGUGCCAUAAUUGUUAGUAAUAUUACUGGAAUUUUUGUUCUAAAUGAUGGAAUAGCUAAAACUCCAUGGGAUUUACAAAAAUGUCACACUUUGAUGACAACCUGUCAACUAUGUGCUAUUAAAGUUACAACUAAUGGAAAAAUUGAAUCUAUCAACAAUCCUAUUCUACCACUAACACGGACAUUAUUUGAUGCUAAAAAUGUUUAA
Molecule: messenger RNA, 1089 nt
Organism: Brugia malayi
Lineage: Eukaryota; Metazoa; Nematoda; Chromadorea; Rhabditida; Onchocercidae
Exons: 9
Coding region: 1-1089 (362 amino acids)
Source: RefSeq, a predicted model, not a curated record